AUGCACAAAGAUAAAAAUUAGAGAAUAAGUAUUAUCGAAAGUAUUUAUUAAAUAUUAAAAAUAUGUUCAAAUGAUUAUAUACCUUAAAGAUUUUAAUAAUAUUAAAAUUUAGGAAUAGAUUUAUAUAAAAUAUAGAAAUAUUAAGAAGUUAUUUAAUAUUAAGAAAAAAUACUUUAAAUUAAUGAAAAUAGUGAUAAUAAUUUUUUUAUAUAUAAUAAAGUUGGUAAUAUUUUUAUAGAAAUUCAAGAAUAUAAAUAAGCUAUUUUGUACUUUAAAAAAUCUCUUGAAAUAAAUUAAAAUAAUUCAUAUGCAUAUAUUAGUAUAGGUAAUAUUUUAAAUACACUUAAUAAAUUUAAUGAAGCUAUUAAAUUUUAUGAAAAAGCAGAUCCUUAAAAUUGUUUAGUUUAAAAAAAUAAAGGAAAUAUAUUUAUGAAUCUUAGAAAAUAUGAAGAAGCUAAUAAAUGCUUUGAUUAAGCUAUUUUAUUAGAUAAAUAAGACUUUGAAUGUUAUUAUAAUAAAGGAAAUUCAUUAACUAAGCUAAAAAUGUAUAAGGAAGCAAUUUAAUAUUAUGAAAAAGCAAUUGAAAUAAAUCCUAAUUAUUCUAAUGCUUAUUUUAAUAAAGGAAAUAUUUUAAUAUCUUUUUAAAAAAAUGUUGAGGCUUUUAUUUAAUUCGAAAAAGCAAUAAAAAUAAAUCCCCAUUUUUUCGAAGCUUAUAAUAAUAGAGGAAAUAUCUUAUUUUACCAAAAAAAAUAUUAAGAAGCUAUUGAUAGUUAUUAAUUUUGUAUAUAAAUAAAUCCAAAUUUCCCAAAUGCAUAUUUCAAUUAAGGAAAUGUUUAUAAAAUUCUAGUUUAGUAUGAAAAAGCAAUUUUUUGUUAUAAUAAAUGUAUUACUCUUAAUCCUAAUGAUACAUCAGCUUAUUAUAAGAAAGGUAAAAUACUUAAUUUAUUGAAAAAAUAUGAGGAUGCUAUUUUAUAUUUAGAUAAAGCUAUUAGUUUAAAUCCUUAUUUUAUUAAAGCUUAUAAGAUAAAAGCGGAAGUAUUAAAAAAUUAAAGAAAAUAUGAUGAUGCUCUAAUUAUUUUAGAAAAAGUAAUUGAAGUUGAUAAGUAAAAUCUAAAAUAUUUAAUAAAAUAAGGAUAAUUAUUAAUGAAGUUAAAAUAAUAUUAGAAUAGUAUCGAUUGUUUUGAAAAAAUAUUAUAAAUAUAUCCUUUAUAAGAAAAUAUUUUUUAGUAUAUAGGGAAAAAUUAUUAUUAUCUUGAAAAAUACGAAAAAGCACUAUUUUAUUUUGAAAAAAUUGUUGAUAAUAAGGAUUUUGAUAUUUUUUUUUUUAUAGGAAAUAUAUUAAAAAAGUUAGAAAAAUUCGAAAAAGCUAUUGAAUAUUAUGAAAAAGCUUAAUUAAUAAAUUAGAAUGAUUAUUAUAUUUAUUUAUAAAAGGGAGAUUGUUAUUUUUUUUUAGGAAAAUUUCUAGAAGCUAUUUCUUGUUAUGAUUAAGCUAUUUAAAUAAAUGAAAUUUUCUAAGAUCCUUUUUUUAAUAAAGGAAAUGCAUUUUAUUAUCUCUAAAAUUUCUCAGAAGCCAUUAAAUGUUAUCAGAAAGUAAUAGAAAUAAACCCUUAAGAUUUUAAAUCUUAUAAUAAUAUUGGGAACUCUUUUUAAAAUCUAAAAAAAUAUAAAGAUGCGGCUUUUAAUUAUGAAAAGGCUUUGUCUAUAAAUAAAUUUUAUAUUGAAGGAUUAUUUAAUAAAGGUAGUUUAUUGAUUGAAAUAAGAAGCUUUCAAGAAGCGAUAAACUGUUAUGAUUAAAUUCUAGAAAUAAGUAAUUUCAAUGUUGCGAGUUUAUACAAUAAAGGAAAUAUUCUUUUUUUUUAUCUUUAAAAUUAUUAAGAGUCUAUUAAAUGUUAUGAAGAAAUUAUAUAAAAGAGAAAUUCUUAUUUGUUAUAAACUUUUAUUAAUGUAUCGAAAGCAUUAAUUGAAAUAUAAUAAUAUGAAAAAGCUAUUUCUUAUUUUGAUUAGGCUUUAAAAAUAGAUUAAUAUAAUAUAGAAGCUUAAUUCAAUAAAGGAAUAUGUUUAAAUUUAAUCAAAAAAUUUGAAAAAGCAUCAUAGUGUUUUUAAAAUAUAAUAAAUAUGGAACCUAAUAAUUAAAAGGCUUAUUUAAAUUAAGGAAUAUGUUUAAAAAAUCUAUUUUAAUAUUAAUAAUCUUUAGAAUGUUUAAAUAAAGCAAUUUUAUUAAACGAAAACGAUUUCUAAGCUAUUUUUAUAAAAGCAAAGGUUUUAAACGAAAUUAAAUAAUAUUAAGAAGCUAUUGAAUAUUAUAAAAGAGCCUUAAAAUUAGAUUGUAAAAAUUAUGAGGUUUUUUACUCCUUAGGUAUUUCUUUUUAUAAUUUAGAAUAAUUUUAGGAAGCCAUUAAUUAUUUUGAUGAAACUAUUUAAUUUAAUUAAUCUUUUCUAGAGGCUUAUUUUUAUAGAGGAGUUGCUUUUUUUAAUAUUUAAAAAUAUGAUGAAGCUAUAGAUAGCUUUUAAAAAGUUAUUGAAAUUAAUCCUGAUUAUUUAGAAGCCUAUAUUUAUAAAGGAAAUUCAUUUAAAAAGCUUUAAAAAUAUGAAUGUUCUCUACUUUGUUAUGAAGAGGCUUUAAGUAAAAAUCCUGAAUAUGAAAUUGCAUAUUUUAAUAAAGGAAAUAUAUUAAUUCAUCUUUAAUAAUACCAAGAAUCUAUUUUUUGUUUUGAAUAGAUUUUAAGCAAAAAUAUUAAGCAUGCAGAAGCACAUUAUUAAAAAGGAAUAGCAUUAAAAGAGCAAAAAAAAUUUAAAGAAGCAAUCGAAAGUUUCGAAAAGGCGAUAGAAAUAAAUGAAAAAUAUUACUAAGCUUAUAAUAAUUAAGGAAUUGCACUAACGGAAAUUCAAGAGUAUUAAAAAGCAAUGAAAUGUUAUGAAAAAGCCAUAAAAAUAAAUAAAAAUUAUGCCGAGGCAUAUAAUAAUAAAGGAAUAAUUUUAUUUUUUUUAAAUGAAUUUACUGAUGCUAUAAAAUGUUAUUAGAAGGCUAUAAAAAUAAAUAGCGAAUUUUCUGAGGCAUAUAGUAAUAUUGGUACCGCUUUAAAUUUUUAGGAAAAAUAUUAGGAUGCUAUUCCUUGCUUUCUUAAAGCUAUUUCUAUAAAUAAUUAAUAUUCUUUAGCUUAUUAAAAUACUGGAGUUUCUUAUUUUAAACUUUCUUAAUUUUUGAAAGCUGCUGUUUGUUUUGAAAAAGCUUUUUAGAUUGAUUAAAAUAGUUAUAAUUCUUUAUUCUUUAUGAAUUAUUCUUUAAAUUUAUAUAAGUAAUCUUAUACUAGUACUAGUACAGAUGAUUUCUAAAAGUCUUUGAAUUAAACUUAAUGUUAGAAUCAAUAUGAUUAAAUUAAUGAUUUGUUUAAAUAAGGAAAUCUUCAUAGCUUUUUAGACAAAAAUAUUGUCAAUGAUAUAGAUAAUUAAACUCCUUAAAAUAAUGAAAAAUAAACAGUCGAAAAAGAAGGGUAAAAUAAUUAAAGUUAGAUAUAGACUAAAUCUAAUAAUUUAGAAGAUUAAUUGUGUUUAAAUAAAUAUGAAUAAAACAUUUAAAAAUAAAUAAAUGUAAAUUCUUAAUAUUUAAUUUAAAUAAAUUCAGAUAAUUCAGAUUAUUGA
Ichthyophthirius multifiliis is the source of this 3639-nucleotide messenger RNA. Its product is annotated as tpr repeat protein. Gene Ontology annotation, molecular function: protein binding. The transcript is spliced from 2 exons. Lineage: Eukaryota; Ciliophora; Oligohymenophorea; Hymenostomatida. The record is from RefSeq and is a predicted model, not a curated record.